AAUGAAACACGCGCCCGUCGGCGGCCCCUUCGAGCACACGCCCGCCAUCUGCCCAGCGACUCGCCAGCACACACACCACGGCUCCCGCUAACGACACCGGCUCCAAGACAUAUCCAAAUACAAAGUGAUCUCGUGAUUAUAGAGUAUUACGCGCAUUCGGACGUAACAUUGUUGUACAAUGAGCAUGGCGGGGCACCUCCUGAAGAGCCUGCUGGUGCUGUGCAGUGUGGCCGGCAUGUGCCGCAGCGGGACGGCCGCAGAAAACGACAACUCCCUCACUAUCCCGGAGUACAUCCUGCCGUGCAGCCGGAGUGACCCGCAACUGGACGCGUGCGUGAAGCGGUCGUUCAACCACCUGCGGCCGUACCUGGCGCGCGGGCUGCCCGAGCUGGGCGUGCCGGCCGUGGAGCCGCUGCUCAUCGACCGGCUCGUCAUGGCCAACGACGCGGGCCCCGUGCGCGUCACCGCCUCCUUCACUAACAUCACCGUGCUCGGCCCCAGCAACUACACCGUCACUAAGAUCAGGUCGGACCUGAGCAAGCUGCGAAUCGAUAUGGGGCUGGUGCUGCCGCGCAUCGAGAUCACGGGCCGCUACGAGGUGUCGGGCCAGGUGUUGCUGUUCCCCGUGCGCUCGCAAGGAGACUUCUGGGCCGCGUUCAUUGACGUGGCGGCCAUCGCAAAGGUGUUCGGCAAGGAGAUCGAGCGCGACAACGUCAAGUACAUGGCGGCGGACCGGCUCCUCGUCGACUUCAAGCUGCGGAACUCUCGCUUCAAAGUGCGGGACACCGUCAACUAUGGAAGCGUCAUCGGCGAAGCCAUGAACCAGUUCCUGAACAACAACGCGGCGGAGAUCAUCGAGGAGAUGCGGCCGGCGGCCAGCGUGGCCAUCGCCAAGCACUUCCAGGCCUUCCUCAACGCCGCCUUCACCAAGGUGCCCAUCGACGUCUGGCUCAAACCUUAGUGCAGUUCGUAUUUCACUUUACAUGCCCAUCAAGUGACUUAAGGGCUUUAAGGGGGCAUGACAUAGUCAGAUCUGAUAAUUCGUUACCUAUUGCAUUCAAUUGUAGGCAUUCAAAGGAAAAUUAUUCUAAGCAUCGAACAAUGAUGAGUGUAUUUUCCGAACUCUUACAAUAUUUCAAAUGCAGAUAGAAAAUUUCCAGGUUUAUAACUUUUGAAAUCUGAGAAAUUUUCUGUUGAGGCUAGUCCAAAGAAAAUUUUGAUUCUUUCCCUAUAAUUGUAUCUACUACAUAUUUACUUUAAAAAAGUUUAAUUGCUACAUAUUUCCACCAUAGAUGUACCUACUCAGGUUCAGAGCAUGAAUUCGACAGGGUGUGUUGGGUGAAAACUUCGAAAUACUUAACAUGUUGAUAAAAAGAGGCAGAACCACGAUUAAGACCUUUAUUUGUAAUGCAUUUAAAUGAGUAAAGUACAAACAUACCUAAAUUAGGUAUCUGACCAUAUAUAAAACGUACUUCAUAAUUAUUCAUUAUUCUUCGUAAUUAUUACAAGAAUAGCCGAAACUCUCGAAUAUUGCCAUGAUACCUCUUAAUUUUGCAAAGACGAAUAUGUUAAACACUUUUUAAAUAUGUUCACAAAUACAGUUUUAUUCAUUCGAGUGUUUAUUGUAGGCACAAAAAUGUAAAUGGCAAACGACUGUAUUCUAAAAAGGGCAUUGACAUGUUGUUGUCCUUGGAUAAUAAGUAUUAUUUAUUAUAGUAUCCUAGUAAAUACCUAAAUUAGUGUAGUAGGUUGUAAGUUAUGAAUAAGGACAAAAUAAAUGUAAGUUACACUCUUAAGAAAAUGUAACUAUUUUGUCAGCUAAUUGUUAGGGAUACUUUUUUAGUUGUUGUAACUAAAUAAUAAACAAACAAAAAAGAAUUGAAA
This is a messenger RNA of Leguminivora glycinivorella, 1884 nucleotides long. RefSeq names its product protein takeout-like. Bases 179 to 961 code for a protein of 260 amino acids. The transcript is spliced from 5 exons. NCBI's taxonomy places the organism in Eukaryota, Metazoa, Arthropoda, Insecta, Lepidoptera, Tortricidae. The record is from RefSeq and is a predicted model, not a curated record.